CCAAUGGCGAGGCCGCGCGGGCGGGCACGGGCGGGGCGCGGCGCUCCCGGCAGGCAGCGCGGCAGCAUGGAGGGCCGGCUGCCCUACGACGACUUCCCGGUGGUCUUCCUGCCGCCCUACGAGAGCCCGCCCGCCUGGGUGCCGCCGCAUGAGAGGGUGUACCACCCCGACUACAACAACGAGCUCACCCAGUUCCUGCCCCGCACCAUCGUCCUGAAGAAGCCGCCCGGAGCGCAGCUGGGCUUCAAUAUCCGGGGAGGAAAAGCCUCACAGCUGGGAAUCUUCAUUUCUAAGGUGAUCCCUGACUCGGAUGCGCACAGAGCUGGGCUGCAAGAAGGGGACCAGGUGCUCUCAGUAAACGAUGUGGAUUUCCAGGACAUUGAGCACAGCAAGGCUGUGGAGAUCCUGAAGACGGCCCGUGAAAUCACCAUGCGUGUGCGUUACUUCCCCUACAAUUACCAGAGACAGAAGGAAAGAACUGUUCACUAGUAGGCAGCUGUCUGCUGAGUCUCCAGAGUGGUCAUCCUGCAAAAAACUCCACUACUUUUCCUCAACAUCUGAGAUGAAACAUCCUGUUUCACCUGUCACUGGAAGUACAAUGUCCUGUUGGCUGCACAGGCAUCAGCUCAGUUUCCUGCAUGGAAGGAUUCCAACAGAGUUUCAUUUAGCUGGAAGAUGGAUGGGGCUUUAUUCUGUACUCCUUGAACUGGGUGUUGAAACAAGCUGAUGGUGUUGAUGUGGGUAUUGGAGGGAAGCUUCUCCAGCAAGAUCUGUGCUUCUGUUCUAGCAGGACUUAAAUUAAAUGAGUGCUCUCCUGGUUCUGGA
Molecule: messenger RNA, 825 nt
Organism: Falco peregrinus (peregrine falcon)
Lineage: Eukaryota; Metazoa; Chordata; Aves; Falconiformes; Falconidae
Gene: PDZD11
Product: PDZ domain containing 11
Exons: 6
Coding region: 4-489 (161 amino acids)
Biological process (GO): protein localization to basolateral plasma membrane; maintenance of epithelial cell apical/basal polarity; neurotransmitter secretion
Cellular component (GO): basolateral plasma membrane; cell-cell junction; synapse
Molecular function (GO): protein binding
Source: RefSeq, a predicted model, not a curated record